Molecule: messenger RNA, 318 nt
Organism: Paraglomus brasilianum
Lineage: Eukaryota; Fungi; Glomeromycota; Glomeromycetes; Paraglomerales; Paraglomeraceae
Source: the annotation of a GenBank genome assembly
AUGCUUGAUUAUGCCACCUUCAGAAAGAUAGUCCAUAUACCUACCAAGGAUAAAGCCAGGCAAGCUAUGCAGCUUGUUCAAUCUGCAUUCGUAGGAUUCUUUGAUUUAGUACACAUUGUUGACAAUGAAGAAAGAAACUUGGCAGAAUUCUCAACAGCUGAGGGUGUGCUAAUUAGGGAUGAAGAAAGCAGAGAUAAAUUUAAAAUGUCAUCUUCUCUUGUAGAUGAGCUCAUUCAGCCAAGAGUCAUUCCUGAAUUAUUCAAGUCCACCCCAACAGUUGCAGACAUGAUGGAUUCCUUGAUAUUAUCAACAUUUUGA